Messenger RNA from Xiphias gladius (swordfish), 1944 nucleotides. RefSeq lists its product as uncharacterized. The transcript is spliced from 3 exons. The record is from RefSeq and is a predicted model, not a curated record. NCBI's taxonomy places the organism in Eukaryota, Metazoa, Chordata, Actinopteri, Istiophoriformes, Xiphiidae. Bases 105 to 1208 code for a protein of 367 amino acids. Gene Ontology annotation, cellular component: transcription regulator complex; nucleus. Gene Ontology annotation, biological process: regulation of transcription by RNA polymerase II.
CCGGGCUGAAGCAAAACUAAAGAAGAAGCAAAACAUAAUCCGUGAGAUCAACCGGUGUAGGCAAAAUAUAUUAUGGUAAAUAACGGGAGUUUAGUCUAUAGACUAUGACGCACUUUCGGGGUCAGAUACGGGGACCACACUGGGGCCCUACAAUGGACAACAUGCUAAUAGAUUUCUGGCGCAAACAUGAUUGCCUUUUUAAUUCCUCGGUGGAUUCUUACUACGACAAGGAUUUGAAGACAAAGCUGUGGACCGAGUUCGCGCUGUCCAUCGGAAAGCCUGUAUCUGAUGUUGAGAGAAGAUCAAGAUCGCUCCGGACCCAGUACGGGAGGGUGCUAUGGCAUCCGGAGAGAGUCAGCACUGUGCAACAGAAAAUGCUUAGGGAGAAACUUGAUUUCUUGAGGCCUUAUAUAGUUCGCCGGCGAGGUGAUUCAUAUCUGGAGGAAAAGUUUGAUGAUCGGGAAGAGGAUGAUGAUGAGCCGGAGACCGAAGGAUGUUUUGACCAGGAGAUGGGAAGCUCAUUUGGUAGCCCACUGGAUGCUGAUGUGACUGGGCAAGAUCUGAAUGAUGAACACCAGUCUGUUACCUCCACCCCGAAUCCUGCUUCCCUGGACUGUCCAAACCCACACCCUCAAGUCACAGAGGUGAUCUCUUUGAGCUGUCCACACCAUCACAAUGAUGAUAGUUCUGCUGAUCAACCCAAUCAAAGAGCUGCACCAAACACAUCCAAACAUGACAUACUAAACCAGUUUUCAGAGGUUAUGUUAGCUGAUAUGCGGCAGAUUAAAGACCCUAUGGUGCUCAUGAGACUUCGCAGAGAUAUGACCGACCUGGUGUUCAAAGCGGUGGAAGAGGACGUGCAGAGACGAUGUGCACGAGUGCCAUCAAUGCCCAUGCUGGGGGAGAGUACACACAGCUGCUCCCGGCCUCAACAGUCGUGUUCACAGACAGACCUCUCUUGGAGGCAGAGGUUUUUGAAGAGAAAGAAUGAAGGGUCUGAGCUUGGAAGGAGGAUGCAGAGAUGGGAGGAGAUCAAGCACAUGAGGAGAAUGGGCAGGAGUCAGUUAUUGCAGCCUGUCCAGCAAGGCCAAGCACUGGAGGGGAUGACUGAAAACGGCUCUCAGGUUCUUUUUCAGGCUUCUGAGAUCAAGAGAGAGACAGAGCCAAACAUAGUUAAACUCGAGGAGGACACACUUGCUUUGGCUUAAAAUUUAACAUACGGAGUUUACUGUUUUCCUUAAUACAGUUGACACAGUCAGUAGGUGUAGGUUAGUAAGCUACUUAAGGCCAGGAACACCUCAGUUAGUCAGCAGCAAAUGAUAACAGUAGAAAACGGAUACUGCAAAGUGUUGUUCCCAAUUGCCCUCUUUGCCAUACGGAAGUCCUGACAUUUGUUACUUAUUAGCACUUAGUUGCAUUUUGUAGAGGGAUUCAGAUGUGAAUCAUAUUGAUAUUGUUAAAAGGGCAAUUACCAGGAUAAACAGGUAUCAGUGGACUUAAGGACACUAAAUUACAAUACCAAGGACCCCAUCUAAAUGACUUUUCACACAUAAUUUGAAUUUCUAAAGAAUGGGUGCAUCAGAAAUCUUUCAAAAUAAUUCAUACCUGGUCUACGUUUACCUUAAGUGUGCUAUUAAACACUGGAAUAACUUUUGGAUGUCUGCUAGCCAGAAAACUUGCAAGUGUAGCCAAGGUAUGGACAAUUCUGAACUUUAAACACAAGGCAGUGGGCACUGUGUGACACGACUCAAAAAGAUGAGGCUUUAUACAUGUUUUGAUGUUCUGCUCUUAUCAAAGAGAAAAUACUUGUUUUCACCCGUUCUCCUCUGUGUUCAUACUCUGUGAGUAUGAAAUCCGACCUAGACCAGAGAGUGAUAUUUCUAGAAACAGUACUUUUCAAUACUUUGGAAUUAACAUUGCAACAAUAAAAAGUCAGAAACUCGA